Molecule: messenger RNA, 702 nt
Organism: Octopus sinensis (East Asian common octopus)
Lineage: Eukaryota; Metazoa; Mollusca; Cephalopoda; Octopoda; Octopodidae
Product: MORN repeat-containing protein 2-like
Exons: 1
Coding region: 68-532 (154 amino acids)
Source: RefSeq, a predicted model, not a curated record
CCUUUUUUUUUUUAAUAAUUACGAAAAUGAUGUUUUCAUAGAAGUAGUUUUUAAUGACAACAUAACAAUGACUGCUAAAGGUAAAAAACUUUCUUUGAAACAAAAGGAAAAAACUAAUGAACCAAUCGAGAAACAGGUGAUUCAUGAAAAUGCAUAUAUUUUUCCUAAUGGAGAUAGAUAUGAAGGCCAAUACGCGUAUGGCCCAGAUGGAAAUGUACAGAGAUGUGGCUUUGGAAAACAUAUUUCAGCUGAUGGUACAGUUUAUGAGGGCAUGUGGAAAGAUGAUGCAAUGAAUGGUACCGGACUACUUACACAUUCUUCAGGAGAUGUCUAUGAAGGAGAGUUUGUCAAUAAUCAAUUCCAUGGAGAAGGGACAUAUACAUGGGCAAAUGAGUCCUAUGUUAAAGGAAAUUUUGUGAGAAAUAAAAUGGAAGGCAAAGGAGAAUUUUGUGAUACGAUGAAGCAAAUAUGGGAUGGAGAUUUUCACAAACAAACAGCUACAGGUUUACAGUUCAGACUAAACACGAAUUAGGAAAGUCCAAGCAAAUAAAUGCUAGAAACGUAAACAUUGAGAAACAAUUAUUUAAUAAUUCUAUGCUUACAUUUUAAUUGUUAGUUAAGCUAUGAAAUUUAUUGAGCAUUUGAAAUUUGUUGAACAUGUUUUAGCAUUUAUGAAACGUUUUCUAGUGCAUUUUCUGAUUU